Exaiptasia diaphana is the source of this 2040-nucleotide messenger RNA. Its product is annotated as myosin heavy chain, cardiac muscle isoform. The transcript has 3 exons. The coding region runs from base 372 to 2006 and encodes 544 amino acids. NCBI's taxonomy places the organism in Eukaryota, Metazoa, Cnidaria, Anthozoa, Actiniaria, Aiptasiidae. The record is from RefSeq and is a predicted model, not a curated record.
GUUUUUAUUUGCAUAUAACAAAUAAAUGAAGCGAACAAAGAGAAUUCAAACAAUAACAAUGACAAAGAGAUCAAAGGAUUAUCGCGCAAACACCACUAUUCAAUAACUGCCUGCUGCAAAGACCUUUGCGUUCUUUUGACCAUUUCAUUUGAGCAAUAAGUUUAUAUACAUCAGCUGCAGCAAUUUCAUCAGCGAAAAACAAGUUUUAUGAGUACGUUUGACAGACAGUACUGCAAGUUUGAUAGUCAAUAAUAUGACAUUAGACAAAACUGAACAUGCUUGAUUGCUGUAGUUAGCGUACAUAGCACUCUUCAAUAGUAAUUCAUAUUGUUUGAUAUCAUCAAAUUAAAGUUGAAACGAAAGCUUCUACUAUGUUUAGAAAGAUGAGUAAAAAGACUAGUAGAUCAAAGUUAAUGAAUAAAGACCAGGACGAGCACGAUAAGCCAGGAAAUCUGGAUCCCACUUCGAUGUUACCAGACAUAACAUUAUUGAUCAAUGAACGGGAUUAUUUACAAGAAGAGGUCAGGUCUCUAAGAGAAAAUCUGGACAAUGAACACGUGCGAUAUACGGAAUUAAAGACAUUGAAAUACCAACAAGUGUGUGCGUUAACUUUCAAGCUAGCUAAGGCAAUACGCGACAAAGAAAGGGCUYUAGAAGAGAAAGAUGAGAUAAACGAGAAGAUCCCAUCCUUGCAGAACAGAAUCGAGGAAUUACAAGUACAUAAUGAAACGCUACAAGAGAAAUUGAUUGCAUUAGAAAGAGAAGAUUCAACGAGAUCUGAAGAUCAAUCGUCCAAUGWACCGCCUUUGCCAUACGCCAAAAUGUCUUGCUUUGCAGUAACAGGGGUCCUGAAGAAUGACAGCAACAACACGAUACCCGAUGAGGAAAACCCACAACCUGAUGAUAGAGAAACCGAGCAGAAAGACUWUGAAACAAAUGAGCAUCCUGGAGAAAACGAUGYUGUAGAAAAUGGUCAAAAAGAAGAUUUUGUUGAAGAAUUUCGCAAAAUCCAGCAAGAGUUGUCUGAUGUCAAGAAAAAUAUGUCAGUAGUCCAGGCACUGAAUGAAAGACUUUCAAAUGACUUGGAGCGUUUAUACGACCUCAAGAAAACCGGCGCCAUUUCUAGAUUCGACUCAGCCGAUCGGGKUCCCUGUGCCACUGAUUGCACAGACGGUGGUAAGCCGGAAGUUCAGGUGUGUAUCGAGAAGACUGAAAAGCAUGAAUCUCAAUCAGACGAGUCUAAUGAUGGAGAGUCUAUUGAUGAUACGGAAUUGACAAACAACACCACGUGUUGUGAGCACCAUGACACUAGCCUGGACGAAGAAGUAGAUUUCAAGAAACAACUUGAAAAAGCCAUGAAGGAAUUAGAAGACAUACGAGCUGACAAUCAAGAGAUAAAACAACAAAUGAAUAAAAUGGCAAUGUCUUCUAUCGACCAUCAAGAUUUCUUGCGUAAAACAACUGACUUCACAGGAAAAAUGUUACAAGAAAUGAAAGAACGAGAAGAAAAGAGUCGCAAGAGGUCGGCCGACUCUCAGCCUCCACUGAAUCUUCUGGGAAAUCGGCUGGAUGAGAUCAUGAAAGCKGUGAAUGACAUGACUCAUGAGACUGAUCCAACUCCUAUYAUACUACCUCCCAGGCCUCAAUCUGCAUGCUUGUUAGCCACCCAAUCACAUUUCACUCCUAUAACGCAAGAACCACAAACGUAUGAAAGUUCUACAUCACAUCAGAAACCCAUCAACAAAAUCCAUGGGAAACUCAGUGAUGCARCGUUAUACGAGCGUAAAAGSCUUACCUCGGGAUUAGCUGGUUUACAAAAGACACUUUUACAAAGAGAGUGGAAAUCUACCGAAGCGCUGCCUCAAAAUCCUGGAACGAAGUUCAGUGGGUCCCUUGGAUACAGAGACUACAUACAGAGACAUAUUGUUACAUCAUCAAGCGCYAUUGCCAAAAUACGUGAUCUUACUCCCGAAGAAUUAGCCAAUCAGGGACARAUUACUUACUGACUGAAASCUAUGUGAAAAUCUAACCAAUCAGUUA